Leptinotarsa decemlineata (Colorado potato beetle) is the source of this 595-nucleotide messenger RNA. It is a transcript of the gene Zmynd8, whose product is annotated as Zinc finger MYND-type containing 8. Gene Ontology annotation, biological process: regulation of DNA-templated transcription. Gene Ontology annotation, molecular function: transcription corepressor activity; protein binding. Gene Ontology annotation, cellular component: cytoplasm; nucleus. The record is from RefSeq and is a predicted model, not a curated record. NCBI's taxonomy places the organism in Eukaryota, Metazoa, Arthropoda, Insecta, Coleoptera, Chrysomelidae.
CAUUAUCAAUUUCCAGAUGGGUGAUUAUUUCCGUGGUAUGCUGAUUGAGACAUUAGAGGAUUUAGGAAAAACUGCGAACCCAGAAGCAAAGAUAGUCAGUCUCCAGUUGGAAUUGGAGACACAAAAAUAUCGGCACAUGCUUGAAAUGACUGAGCUUAGGAAAAACGUUUGCGUUAUAUUGAAAGAUAUUCAAAGGAGUAUUCUAGAGGAAAGAGAAAAGGCCAUCAAUGAAACUAGAGCCACCUGCGAAGCUGAAACAAUUAAGAGAGUGGAAUUGGCCAAAUCGAAACAAUGGUGUGCAAAUUGUUCGAAAGAAGCCCAAUUUUACUGCUGUUGGAACACUAGUUACUGUGAUUAUCCCUGCCAACAGAAGCACUGGCCGCAGCACAUGGGCAAGUGUACACAGAGUAUUGAAAAAACAAAUAACUCUACCACGCUACCGAAUCGACCUUCCCCGCAGAUCGUCUUGAGGCCGGCCGGACCUCCGAAACCAGGAGUCGCGAGGAUCGUUCCUAAACCAACCAAGGUUUACCCAAGAGCAAGUGCACCGCUAAAAACUUACAAGGUAUGUAUACUUUGAGUUAUAUUUUUCAGU